AGGAAGCUGACGCAGCUCGGUUAGGCUGCAGCUGCGGGUACAAUACGUAAUGCCUCUAUAACACUUUGAGUCAGAGUCCAGCAACCUGGCCUACACCGAUGUGAACGUUGUGAACGUACACAAAGAUACUCCUUCAUGUUCCACGGCCCCACCAUCCGCUCAAGACACAAAGGACAGCUCAAGCCCAGGCUAGGCCCGAACCCCCGCCCUCUCAAUCACCUUGCUCUGGCCCGACCGAAAUUUCAGGCCUACAGGGCACUGUUGGCCGAACCCACAUUUUGUUACCGAUUUUCUUUCGAGUUCCGGUGUCUCCCAGUCUUCUUUCUGUCCUUCUUCUCGGAAACAUUACGUCCCCCUGGGGUCACCCUAAGACUCUACUUCAGCAGGCAAACAGGCCCGGAGCUCACGGAGGAGACCCCGCCAGCGGAAGCGGAAAUGGUUGCUUAGAGAAAAGGAGGAAAACUACCUCUCGCAGCUGCCCAGUGGCUACAGGUCCUCGGUUAAGGUGUUCAAUUGGUCAACACAAAAGAAGGACUUCCCCUUCGGGAGAACUCCGACCAAUCAAAGGGCAGGAUGGCGGAUAGGGCUGGGGGCGGGCCGCUUCCGGCGGCUUUUCCCGCAGCUCCUGCGUAAAGGAGCAUGAGAGCGUGGGAGUUUUGCAGUGGCCGUUGCGUUCUUCGUCGCGUCUCGGUCGGGCGUCGCUUUCUGCAGCUCCUGUCAGGGAGCGCGAGGCCUGUUAUUAACCGCAGAGCGCUUUGUCACGAAGUCCCUGUGGCGUCUUGAAGAAGGCAUUCCCCACCCGCCAAAUGGCGUCCAUGCCCCCGACGCCCGAGGCCCAGGGACCAAUGCUCUUUGAGGAUCUGGCUGUGUAUUUUUCUCAAGAGGAGUGCGUGACUCUGCACCCUGCCCAGAGGUCCCUCAGCAAAGAUGGUACAAAAGAGUCUUUGGAGGUUGCGGCUUUGAUGGGAGAGGAAGGCAAGCCUGAGAUUAAUCAGCAGUUAAGCCUAGAGUCUAUGGAACUUGACGAGCUUGCCUUAGAAAAGUACCCCAUGGCUGCACCCCUUGUCCCUUACCCAGAAAAAUCCUCUGAGGAUGGAGUUGGAAACCCUGAAGCGAAAAUAUUAAGUGGAACUCCCACUUACAAGAGAAGGGUCGUCAGCCUUUUAGUUACCAUUGAAAACCACACCCCAUUAGUAGAACUCUCUGAAUAUUUAGGAACCAACACACUUUCUGAAAUUCUUGAUUCUCCCUGGGAAGGAGCCAAAAAUCUGUACAAAUGUCCUGAGUGUGACCAAAACUUCAGCGAUCAUUCAUACCUGCUUUUGCAUCAGAAAAUUCAUUCAGGAGAGAAAAAACAUAAAUGUGGUGACUGUGGAAAGAUCUUCAAUCAUAGAGCCAACCUGAGGACACACAGGAGAAUCCAUACUGGUGAGAAACCUUAUAAGUGUGCCAAGUGCAGUGCCAGCUUUCGUCAGCACUCUCAUCUAUCCCGACACAUGAAUAGCCAUGUAAAGGAGAAGCCCUAUACAUGUAGCAUAUGUGGUAGAGGUUUUAUGUGGCUCCCAGGAUUGGCACAGCAUCAGAAAAGCCACAGUGCUGAAAACGCCUACGAAUCUACUAACUGUGAUAAACAUUUUAAUGAGAAACCAAAUCUUGCUUUGCCUGAGGAAACAUUCGUAUCAGGCCCCCAGUACCAGCACACUAAAUGCAUGAAGAGCUUCAGGCAGUCCUUAUAUCCUGCCCUUUCCGAGAAGAGCCACGACGAGGACUCUGAACGCUGCAGCGAUGAUGGGGACAAUUUCUUCUCCUUCUCAAAAUUCAAGCCCUUACAGUGUCCUGACUGUGACAUGACCUUUCCUUGUUUCUCUGAGCUUAUUUCCCAUCAGAACAUUCAUACAGAGGAAAGGCCCCAUAAGUGCAAAACAUGCGAGGAAAGUUUUGCUUUGGACUCAGAACUUGUAUGCCACCAGAAGAGCCACAUGCUAGCGGAACCUUUUAAAUGUACCGUGUGUGGGAAAACUUUCAAGUCGAAUUUGCAUCUCAUUACUCAUAAGCGAACUCACAUAAAAAACACAACGUAAAGUAAAUAUAACAACUUGUUAUUAGUGAUUGGGCUUUUCAGUAUCUGUAUGGUGGGAAGCAGUUACUGUAUAUGUCCCAGGCAAUGUGCUAAGCACUUUACACACAUUCCCAUGUAAUACUUAAUUCUCACCACAACCUUGAUUUAGGCAGUAUCAUUUCCAUUUUAUAACUAGGGGCGCAAAAUCCAUGUCACUAAACUAGUGAAUGAACCCAGGAUUUGAACUCAGUUACUGUACAACUGUGAGCCAGAAAAAGAUACACAACUUUUGUUUAAAUUCAAUUUUCAUUAAAAUGAAGGCUCUUGCUAAAGUUAUUUUAAUUUUGUUUACGUAGUUUCUAACUUUUAGACGAGGAGAAUUUAUUUAUAUUUUGCCAGUUCUGCAGACAUAUCUAGGAAAGUAAAUGCUUUUAUAUGUUUUAUACUUUUUUUUGCUAUAACUAUGUGAAUGUAAUACUUGUAUAAGAUUGCUGUUUUACAUGUGAAUUCCCAUAGGCAUUUAGAAGUUUUUUUCUGCCCUGUAAAAGUUCCCAAAUGGGUAGACUAGUUUAUAUUUUGAUGGCCAUUAGUAUCCAGAGUUCUCUGUCAUGGUUCUGAUGCCAGGGGCACAUACUGGCAUUUAGGACCCAAUUGUUUGCAAGGAGUUUUGGAAGUCUAACUGCAGCCCUUUUCUGGAGGCUGGACUUGACUUGGGGAGGGGGAGAAGUACUUGCUCUUUUCUAAGAUUUGCCUCCAAAUCGCUACUGAAGCACAUUACCUGUCUUACUAUGAAUAAUUGUAAUUGUUUCUCAGUGAGCAUGCUAGCUACUUUAGAUAUAUUAUGUAAUUUAAUCUUCAGAAUCUGUGACAGAGAAAAAAAAUCUUUGUUUCAUAAACGAGGAAACUGAAGUCCUCAGAGGGUAAAGUCAGUUCUUUGCCCAGCACACAAAUCACAUUGUGGUGAAACUGACAUUAAGCUUGGGUCUCUCUGACUCCAAAGGCCAUGCAGUCUGCAAGACUGCGGCAUUUGUUGGCAUUUGCACCACGUAGUAGCACUGCAGGCAGCCAGGGAAAGGGGAGCUGAGAUAGGUGAGGGUGGUCCUCGUGGAGGCGAUUCUGUGUGCUUGCAUCCUGGAACCCCUUCAUUCCCUUUGUGCUGUACCCAAAGCCUGACUAACAUAUACAGUUACAAAGCAGCAGAAGAAUCUCCAGGACUUCAGGUUUGAAUUCUUGUCCCUCUAAUCAGAUGAGAGAUUUCACACUUGGCAGAGUACAAUACUGAAGGUCUUAAUUGGGUUUUGGUUUUUUAAAAAACACCCAUAACAUUUCCUCUCCAUCUCCAAAGAAAAUGCAUAUAGAAAAUUGUUAGAUUUUAACCAAAAUACUUGAUAAUAUAUAGAUCUUUAGAUACUGCUAUUAUAGAUAAAUAUUGGAGCAAAAUAUUAUUAAAUAGUAUGGUUAUUAAUGUUAACCACAGAAUGUUGUAAAUAUAGAUUCAUAUACAAUUUCUCAUUAAAGUAAAGUCGAUUGUAUGCCUAUCAGCAAAA
Pan troglodytes (chimpanzee) is the source of this 3606-nucleotide messenger RNA. RefSeq names its product zinc finger protein 597 (gene ZNF597). Gene Ontology annotation, cellular component: nucleus. Gene Ontology annotation, biological process: regulation of transcription by RNA polymerase II. The transcript is spliced from 4 exons. Lineage: Eukaryota; Metazoa; Chordata; Mammalia; Primates; Hominidae. Bases 807 to 2081 code for a protein of 424 amino acids. The record is from RefSeq and is a predicted model, not a curated record. Gene Ontology annotation, molecular function: RNA polymerase II transcription regulatory region sequence-specific DNA binding; DNA-binding transcription factor activity, RNA polymerase II-specific.